ACAACUAUUUAAGAAAUAUUAUAUUAAUUCGUGAUUGAAAGUGAUAUUUUAUGAUCAAAUUUACUUUUAUUUAUAUACUGUAUUUUAUUUUUCAAUAUAAUUUACCUACUUUUUUCAAUGACAUCAAAAAAGAAUACCUUGUUAUCAUUUUUCACAAGCAAUAAAAAAAUUCGAAGAGAAAAUGAAAAUAACGAGUCUGAAGUGAACUCACCAGUUAGAAAAAUUACAUAAGUAAACAAGUCUGCAUGUACCACAAAUUCUUUGGAAAGUUUUAGUGAGGCAUCGAAUUCACGAUUACAGCAAGUGCUAACUAAUCUAUGGGUACCAGAUGUUGAAUAUAAAUUCCCAUUGCUUGCAAAAAAUGAAAAACGUGGCUUAAGAUUUCAGCAUAAAUGGCUAAAAGAAUUUAAUUGGCUGGCGUAUUCAAAUGUCAAAAAUGGGACAUUCUGUAAAUACUGUGUAUUGUUUGCAAAAAAUGGUGGUGUUGGAAGCCAGCCUUUGGGUAGCCUUGUUACUGUUGCUUUCAGCAACUGGAAGAAGGCAAAAGAGACUUUUCGGGCUCGUGGAAGUUUGAAAUAUCAUACAUUGUCUGUUCUAGACUCUGAACACUUUUUAAAAAUAAUAGAAAAAAAGGAACUGUCUAUAAUAGAACGCAUAGCCAAUAAUAGAAUGGUACAAAUUGAAGAAAAUAGAAGGAAAAUAAGACCAAUUAUUUAGUGUAUAAUUCUAUGUGGUAAAGAAGAGUUGGCUUUGAGAGGACAUAGAGAUUUUGGUGAUAUCUUAGUAGAUGAUAAUUCAAGGCAAGGCCAUUUCCGUGGUAUUCACAAGUACAGAGCAAAAGGAGAUGAAUUUUUACGUAAUGUUCUUGAGGGUUCAGGGAAACGUAAUAAAUAUACGAGUCCAAUUAUACAAAAUGAAAUAAUUCAGUCAUAGCAACUCAGUAUAUGUGUUUGAUAUAUUGAUGAAAACAAUAAGUUGCAUGAGAACUUUUUACAGUUUUUUGAAAUUGAUAGCUUGACUGGUUAUGACUUGGCCAACUCAAUAUUAAAUGGCUUAAACAGAUGUGGAAUUGAUUGCAAUUAUUUAUAUGGCCAAGGCUAUGAUGGGGCCAGUAAUAUGGCUGGUCGAUUUAAAGGAGUACAGACUUUUGUGAAAUCUAAAUACCCCAACGCUAUAUAUGUACAUUGUGCAGCACAUUCGCUGAAUUUAGCUGUUUCAACAGCUAGUGGCAUAAAACCUAUCAGAAAUUGUUUGGGGGUGAUCGAAAAAGUUUAUAAUUUUUUCAAUACCCCUAAAAGAAAUUCUGUUCUUUUAAAUACCAUUGAGAAUUCAAAUAAUGCACCCCAAGUAAAACAACUCAAACGGCUUUGUGCUACUCGUUGGAUUCAACGUUAUGAUUCUGUAAAUGAUUUUUCUGAACUAUUUUCAUUUGUUCUCAAUGCGUUAGACAUUAUAUCUGAUUGGAAAGAAUCAACAGAUGCUGAAAUGCUUCAGAAAGCGUUAAAAGAUUCAGAGUUUUUGAUUUCUUUGAAUGUUAUAAAGGUAUUAUUUUCUUAUGGACUUCCGCAGUGUAAACAAUUGCAAAAAGUUCAAAUUGAUUUGAAAAAGACAAUACUCAUAGUAGAAAAUAUAAUAGCUACUUUAAAAUGUAUCAGAGAAAAUAAUGAAAUAGAAUUCAAAAUUAUCUAUAAUAAUGUCAAAAAAAUGGCAGAUGAUGUUGGAAUUGAAUUGCUAGAGAAAAAAAUUUCUUCUAAACAAACACAUAGAGCUAAUCCAAAUUUACAAAAUCAUUCUACCGAACAAUACUAUCGUGUAACAGUAUUUUUACCAUAUAUUGAUUACUUUAUAUCACAACUUACUGAGCGUUUUAUAAAUCAUAAAAGUAUUUUUGAAGGGUUCGAUUGCAUUUUUAAAACCCAGCCAUUGCCACUAGAGAUAAAUGACCGAGAACAAUUUAAUAAGCUUGUGAACAUAUAUUCACCCGUUGUAGAUAAAUUCAAUAGCAUAGCCGAAUUCAAUAUGUGGAAAACAAAACUAAUUACAGAUAAUAUCAUUCUUAGUUCAGGAUUACAGGCAUUAGAAAUUUGUGAUAAAGAAUUUUAUCCCAACAUUUACAUGUUGAUAAAAAUAUUUUGUACGCUUCCAGUGUCAACAACAACUCCUGAACGAUCAUUCUCUAAUUUAAAAAGAAUUAAAACUUAUCUCAGGAAUAGUAUGAAUGAAACUAGACUGAAUGGAUUGGCUCUAUUAGCGUGCCAUACAGAAACAAAGAUUACACCAGAUGAAGUCAUUGAUGAAUUGUUUCUGAAAAAUAGAAGACUGGAGUUUGUUUUGUAAAAUCACUGCAAAUAAAUGGCUAUAUGUGCCUAUGUGUUAUAUAUACCUAUGUAGAUAAUAGAUAUCAAUGAUCAAUAUAAUUAUAUGAUAUUUUACAUUUUUACAGAACAAAUUAUUAAUUAGCUAAAUAUUUUAUAAAUUUAUUUCAUUGUGUUGAUUAUUAUAAAUCUAUAUUAAGCUAUUAAUAUAUUUUUUAUUCAUUAGAUUAUUAUGUUAAACUUAAAAUGCUAUUCAUUAAUUAAUAUUGUCUU
Molecule: messenger RNA, 2588 nt
Organism: Metopolophium dirhodum (rose-grain aphid)
Lineage: Eukaryota; Metazoa; Arthropoda; Insecta; Hemiptera; Aphididae
Product: 52 kDa repressor of the inhibitor of the protein kinase-like
Exons: 12
Coding region: 1117-2337 (406 amino acids)
Molecular function (GO): protein dimerization activity
Source: RefSeq, a predicted model, not a curated record